This is a messenger RNA of Vicia faba (fava bean), 1533 nucleotides long. NCBI's taxonomy places the organism in Eukaryota, Viridiplantae, Streptophyta, Magnoliopsida, Fabales, Fabaceae. The record is from the annotation of a GenBank genome assembly.
AUGGCAAUUUCCACCUUAAAGUUAGUCUGCAAAUCCAAUCUUCAUCUUCGUCCUCUCCCAUUCCAAUGUGUCCGCAAGGUUUCUGUUGAACCAGAUGAAUGUAAUAGAGUCCUAAAUCAAAAACAAGUUAAUAAGAAGCAUCCACCAUGGAAGAAGUUUAAUUCCAAAGAGCUUGGGUUUCGAAAUUCUAUGAUUGCUAGUCCGAUUAAAAAGGUUCUUAAUGCGUUGAAGAAAAAGGGGUAUAAUGUUUACCUUGUAGGAGGCUGUGUACGGGACCUGAUACUAAUGCAGACACCAAAAGAUUUUGAUAUUAUAACUUCAGCGGAUCUUAAAGAGGUGAUGAGAACAUUUUCAUGGUGUGAAAUAGUUGGUAAAAGGUUCCCAAUAUGUCAUGUUCAUAUAGAUGGUAUCAUCGUUGAGGUUUCAAGUUUUAAUACUACCACCAGAAGCAAGCCUGGUAGACACUUCACUCAUGAUAUCGAGGCACCUAAGGGAUGUGACAAGGAGGACUAUCUUCGUUGGAGAAAUUGUUUGAAUAGAGAUUUUACAAUUAACGGGUUUAUGUUUGAUCCAUUUGCAAAAAUUGUAUAUGAUUACACUGGAGGAAUGGAAGAUAUUAUAAAAGCGAAAGUCCGAACCAUAGUUCCUGCAGCUACUUCUUUUCAGGAGGACUGCGCUCGCAUUCUUCGUGCAAUUAGAAUUACCGCUCGCUUGGGGUUUAGUAUUUCAAGUGAAACCGCUGGUUCUAUUAAAAAUCUUUCAUAUUCAGUAUUAAGACUUGAUAAGGGUAGGCUUCUGAUGGAAAUGAAUUAUAUGCUAGCAUAUGGGUCUGGUGAAGCUUCUUUGAGGUUAUUAUGGAAAUUCGGACUUCUAGAUAUUCUUCUUCCUUUUCAGGCUCUUUAUUUUGUUCGUAAUGGAUUUAAGAGACGGGACAAGAGAAUGAAUAUGCUUCUGUCUUUCUUCUUUAAUUUGGACAAACUUUUGGCACCUAACCGUCCAUGUCAUAGCUGCUUAUGGGUUGUUAUCCUUGCAUUGCAUAAAUCUUUGAAUGAUAAACCAAGGAAUCCCUCGGUGAUUGCUGCAUUUAGCCUUGCAAUUUAUAAUGGUGGAAAUUUGUUGGAAGCGGUAGACAUAGCUAGGAGAGUCAACAAACCACACGAUACCAGAUUUCCUGAAUUAUCAGAUCCCUACGAUCUAAAUGCAAAGGCUAUGGAAAAUGAAAUUUUAGAUCUUGCAGAGACUGUUAAAGUGUCAUUGUUGCAGAUGACAUCAAGGCACUCCGUAGCUCGAGCUAUGGCUGACUAUCCUCAAGCCCCUCAGUCAGAUAUGGUGUUCAUCUCGAUAGGAAUGUACCUAAAAGCUCUAAGCAUUUUUGACUGUCUGGAAGCAAGUGGUUAUAAGAAAUUCUCGUCCAGGAAAGUCAAAAAAAUUGAUUAUGAAUCCUUAGCUCGUGGUGACCUGCUAGAAACACGGCACUUGUUUGCAAGGAUUGUAUUUGACACUGUAUAUCCACCAAGCCUUGGUCAGUCCUAA